AUGAGCACCAUUACACAUCCAAAUAAUUUUACAUUGCCUGAAAUUCCAAUAUCUGAUAAUAAUGUACUUCCAUAUAUCAUUAUUGGCUGUGUAGCAGUUGCUUCCAUCGGUAUUCAUUAUAUUUUAACAUAUAUUCUGAGAAGAGUUGCAAUGAAUACUGGGUGGACUUUUGAUCAUGAAAUUAUUAAGCAUUGUUCAAGACCGACUCUUUUCAUGUUUCCGGUUAUAGCUAUUCUUAUAACUGUCUCAUUUCUCCCAAAUGCUGACCAAAACAUAAUUGAUCCACUUCGUCACAUUUUAGUAAUAUUUUUAAUAAUCUUUGUUACGUGGGCUGCUUUUGGUUUUGUAAAAGCUUCUUCAAUUACCAUAGCCAGAAGCCAAUUAUUCAGAUCCCGAAAAUCUCAGACCCAAAUCUUAGUGACCACUAGAGUUGCUUAUGGUCUAGUUGGUUGCUUAGGUGCUGCUUGUAUAAUUUUAACUUUCCCACAAGGUUGGGAACUUGGAGCAAGUUUAUUGGCCAGCGCUAGCGUUACCGCGUUAUUCAUUGGGCUUGCCGCAAAACCUUCUUUAGAGAAUUUGGUAGCAUCUUUGCAACUUGCUUUGACUCAACCUCUAUUAUUGGAUGAUUAUGUCGUUAUAGAUGGUUUUGCUGGAACUGUUGAGGAAAUCCAAUCUCAAUUUAUAGUAUUGAGAAGUUUAGAAGAAAGACGAUUUAUAAUCCCUUUAUCUCGUGUAACUACUUAUACUUUUCAAAAUUGGUCCCGCACAACUGAGAGCAUAUCCGUAUCAUUUAAUUUAUUUGUUGAUUAUGGUAUUCCACUUGAAGAUUUGAGACAUCAAUUUUUUAGCAUUGUGGGAAAAAGUGAUCGUUGGGAUAGAAGAGAUGCUUCUUUAAAUAUUUCGGAAGCUAGAGAAAAUUCUUUGGUGUUGUCAGGUGUU
Racocetra persica is the source of this 939-nucleotide messenger RNA. NCBI's taxonomy places the organism in Eukaryota, Fungi, Glomeromycota, Glomeromycetes, Diversisporales, Gigasporaceae. The record is from the annotation of a GenBank genome assembly.